This is a messenger RNA of Zea mays, 935 nucleotides long. RefSeq lists its product as uncharacterized. The record is from RefSeq and is marked predicted. NCBI's taxonomy places the organism in Eukaryota, Viridiplantae, Streptophyta, Magnoliopsida, Poales, Poaceae.
UCCCUUCUUCAACAACAACGCCCUCAAAGGCUACCGCUCCACUAGCUUCACCACUCUCAUUUGCAGAUUGCAACACCAGCAACUCAUUGCAGCUUUCAGGAGCUGAAACAACGAGUGGCAGUGUGGGAGAGCGCACGGUAGCAACUUGAGAAAGGGAAGCAGGAGCGAAAUGGGUGCUGCGACGACGCUGCCCGGCAACGCCGGGCCCGUGCGCUGCUCUCGCACGUUCCUCGCGCUGCUGCUCUGCUUCCAGCUACUGCACACGUCGUUGGCCCUCAAGCUGCACGGCGUCGGCGGCUACGAGGAGAAGAAGGUCCCGCUGGCCGUCAUCGUGCCGGACCCCUCACCGGAGCUGUCGGGCCUGUCCCCGGCGCCGCUCGCCGCGCCGGCGCCGGUCCACGGUGGUGGCGACGUGCGGCCGAGGCUGCCGACAGAGCGGUGGCGCCGGGACAGGGGAGAGGUCCGGCGCGCCGCGCACCCGCCGGCCGCGCCCGCGGCCGCACCCGAGCCCACGGCGGCGCCGUCGGCUGGCCCCGCCAGAGCCCCCACCGCCGGGGCGCCGGCGCCGGGCUCUGGCGACGGCGGCGCGGCGUUCAUCAAGAGCAGCCCGGCCGUGCCGGUCCCGCGCGGCGUCACGGACACCGACACCGUCCUGCCCAUGCCCGCGCCCGGAGAAACGCGGCAGGAGGUUGGAGGCGCCAAUUCAGUUGGAGCCGCCUGUGUAAUGCCGCUGCUGCUGGGGCUCAUGGCUAUGCUGAUGCUGUCUUUUGGGAUCUAAGCAGCAUGCAGUUUAGAACUAGCAGUCGCAAGAGAGAUCUAUCAAAAGAUUGUUCCUUUUUAUCUGGUUUAUUGUUUCUUUCUGUGCCGGCGCCGGCGACCCUGACCCCUCUUCUAAUCCUAUGUAAACAAAGUCGUCAAGUCUUCCUUUUAUCUGC